CCGAGGGCAGUGGAAUUCUGGAAGCUUCUCCUUCGAAACGCUGUAGCAGGUGAUAUUUUCAAGACUGAGGUUAUCUGUCAGAGAUAGCAAGAACUGCAGAUGCUGGAGCCAGAGGUAACACAGCGUGGAGCUGGAGAGUAUCAGAGAGGGGAAGUGAAGAAGGGUGUUCCUAAUGACUGGAGAUUGCAGAACCAAAGGUCACAGAAUAAGGAUAAACAGUAGAACGAAGAUGAGGAGAAAUGUCUUCGCCAAGAGAAUGAUUCUGAUGUUGGUAACUGGAAAGCCUCCAUUGUUGGAGGACGAGAAGCCGUAUCCAAUUGAAGCAGCACAGGCUUCUGCGAUGACUGUGGAAACCACUGCUUAUGCCUUGCUUCAAGCAUUGUCAAGGAAUGAUAUUGACUAUGCAACACCGAUUGCGAGGUGGCCAACGAUGCAACAGAACUAUGGUGGUGGAUUUCACUCGACGCAGGACACAAUCAUUGCCUUGGAAGCUUCAUCACGAUACAACAUUGCAUUUCUGAAGAGGGAAGAAGAAAUCAACAUGCAAGUUCAAUUCCAUGGUUUUGGAAGUCCCAUUGAGAACACGAUUCAUUUGCGCCGGCAUAAUGCUCUGACCGAGAAAGAAUCGAGGUUUCCACUUGGAAGAAAGUAUCACAUCAAAUUGACUGGUCAAGGAAAUGGGACACUGACUUUCUGCAAGUUUUUGCGUAAACUGGUGGAGACUUUCGGUGCUUGCAAAAAGGCUCACCUCUCCGUUGAUACUGAAGGAAAAUUGGAGUUUAAAAAACCAUACGAUGAGACUGUUUUGAUGAGGAAUUUAAAGAUUACGAGUCCCGUCCGUUUGACCCACAGUUUGGUACCAUAGGUUGGUACGAUCUUCGUUCGAGAAGGAAAAGGGAUGUUCCAGAUACAGAAAAUAGUCAAACCAUUUACGACA
Molecule: messenger RNA, 937 nt
Organism: Stegostoma tigrinum
Lineage: Eukaryota; Metazoa; Chordata; Chondrichthyes; Orectolobiformes; Stegostomatidae
Product: complement C4-like
Exons: 7
Coding region: 173-865 (230 amino acids)
Biological process (GO): complement activation
Cellular component (GO): extracellular region
Source: RefSeq, a predicted model, not a curated record